AAAUCCUCCAUGUUCGCUACAGCUGCGCCUUGUUUCAUUCUCACCGUUUCGCACAUAUGAUUACUUAUCGCUCUCACGCAACUGCCGCGUCGCGUUUUUGUGUCGCAAGUUGCGUGGGUAACCUAGCGCAAGCACUUUUUUUCACGCGGAAUUAAUCGGAAAAGUGUACAGGAGGGGGUGCGGAAUAUCUUACUUAUACUUUGUUCGCUGACUUGGCGUAUUUGCAGUAAGCGUACGUUCGCUUGCAACGCAGAAGCUUGUUUAUUGGGCAGCCGCAGCCUUGCCAGUUGUAGAUGCUUUUGCUAACACGCCAACAAAAUAACUUUGCACGCGUAUCUCGUGGUAACACUAUGGACAACAGAAUAGAUAAUUUUCAACUGAUAGCCGAAGUCUUUAAGCGACAGGCUCUGUGGGACACACAAAUUUCAAUGACAAGCCGCAAGGACAUAUGUGGGUUGCAAUGGCAAGAAGUUGCAGACAUCAUGAACAUGGACGUUACUGCAUGCCGGAAACGUUUCAAAAGCUUGCGUGAUUGCUAUCGCAAUGAAAUACGAAAAAUACAAAGAGGUCGUAUGGAUACGUCGAACUGGCCCUACUUCCGCGCUCUGGAGUUUUUGCGCCGAAUUUUUGACCCGGAGAAUUUGGUUCAGUUUCCCGUGCAAGCAUUUCAACUUGAUACAACGCAUACGGAAUUUAUAGAUGAUUUUAUUGUGGAUGUACAAAGUGAUGAUUCACUUGCCUUCGAUGUUAUGGACGACAUAUUUCAACGCGGUUCGCCGCGAAAUGCAGAGGUGGAAAUGGCGUCCAUCAAGAAACGCCUCGAAAUGGACAUGAAUUCGACAGUUAAUACAGUUCCUAAUACAUCAGGAAUUGAGACGUCAUACAUUGCCGCAGACAGGCCACCCCCACCAAAACGUGGGCGAAAGAGUAAGUCCUUGUCGCCGAAUGACGAACCAUUGAACACUGCUCAGACCACUGCCACGAAUGGUGCACUCUUGCCGGAGGCAGCAUCCAAAGGUGAUGCCGACUACAAUUUCCUAAUAAGCUUGCUGCCACAUUUGAAGUCACUCUCGGAUAUGGGUAACCUAAAAUUUCGUUUGGAAACGAGUCGUAUUUUGAUGGAUUUAAAGCGCGAAGAUAUCCAAGAUGCGAAAACCCCUCGAGAAAUCCAUGCAGACACCCCAACUGGGCCCGUUAUGCCAAGGUUGAUACCCGCUCCGGCUGCAAACUACGCUCGCUGUGCAGACGGGGGAAAAUAUACUUUGGGUAGUUGCUAUGAAGAAACCUCUCCGCUUAUGGUCGAAUGUGAUGUUAAGAUAGAAAACGAAGCUUUGUACAAGGAUUGAAAAAGAUGUUAGAUUAUGUAUCAAGUACAUAUAAUUAUUUUGACUUAAAAUCGCCUAGAGAAUAGAUGUAAUCCAAUUCUUCUUAUUAUUAAACAAUAAAUUAUAAUCUUCAAUAUUUUGUGUGUAAAUAAUGGAAGUCGCUAAUAAUCAUACUUGACCAUAGUUUAAAAGCACUUCGAAUAUACUGAUAAAUUUACGAAUCAGUUAGAUUUGUUAUCUAAUUACUUAUAAGUUUAAAAAAGAUUACUGUUUAAGAGCUUGUUAGAAAUUAAUGAUUGCCGAAUUUGUUCUACCAUUAAACUUUUAUUGAAAUACCAAAUUGAUAAAAUUUCUGUCGACCAAA
This is a messenger RNA of Scaptodrosophila lebanonensis, 1689 nucleotides long. RefSeq lists its product as uncharacterized. Bases 294 to 1346 code for a protein of 350 amino acids. NCBI's taxonomy places the organism in Eukaryota, Metazoa, Arthropoda, Insecta, Diptera, Drosophilidae. Gene Ontology annotation, molecular function: DNA binding. The transcript is spliced from 2 exons. Gene Ontology annotation, biological process: regulation of transcription by RNA polymerase II. The record is from RefSeq and is a predicted model, not a curated record. Gene Ontology annotation, cellular component: nucleus; transcription regulator complex.